AUGGCUUCCCCGCCUAGCUCCGGGCAGCCCGGGCCGCCGCCGCCGCCGCCACCGCCGCCCGCGCGCCGGCUGCUGCUCCUGCUGCUGCCGCUGCUGCUGCCGCUCGCGCCCGGGGCCUGGGGCUGGGCGCGGGGUGCCCCCCGGCCGCCGCCCAGCAGCCCGCCGCUCUCCAUCAUGGGCCUCAUGCCGCUCACCAAGGAGGUGGCCAAGGGCAGUAUCGGGCGCGGCGUGCUCCCCGCGGUGGAACUGGCCAUCGAGCAGAUCCGCAACGAGUCGCUCCUGCGCCCCUACUUCCUCGACCUGCGACUCUACGACACCGAGUGUGACAAUGCAAAAGGGUUGAAAGCCUUCUACGAUGCAAUAAAAUACGGGCCGAACCACUUGAUGGUGUUUGGAGGAGUCUGUCCGUCUGUUACAUCCAUCAUCGCAGAGUCCCUCCAAGGCUGGAAUCUGGUACAGCUGUCCUUUGCUGCCACCACGCCUGUUUUAGCAGAUAAGAAGAAAUACCCUUACUUCUUUCGGACGGUCCCAUCAGAUAACGCGGUGAAUCCAGCCAUCCUGAAGUUGCUGAAGCACUACCAGUGGAGACGGGUGGGCACGCUGACCCAGGAUGUGCAGCGCUUCUCAGAGGUGAGAAACGACCUGACUGGGGUUCUGUAUGGUGAGGACAUCGAGAUUUCAGACACCGAGAGCUUCUCCAAUGAUCCCUGCACCAGUGUCAAAAAGCUGAAGGGCAAUGACGUGCGGAUCAUCCUCGGCCAGUUUGACCAGAAUAUGGCAGCAAAAGUGUUCUGUUGUGCAUAUGAAGAGAAUAUGUAUGGGAGCAAAUACCAGUGGAUCAUCCCGGGCUGGUAUGAGCCUUCCUGGUGGGAGCAGGUGCACGCAGAAGCCAACUCCUCGCGUUGUCUCCGGAAGCAUCUGCUUACUGCCAUGGAGGGCUACAUCGGUGUGGACUUCGAGCCCCUGAGCUCCAAGCAGAUCAAGACCAUCUCUGGAAAGACGCCACAGCAGUAUGAGAGAGAAUACAACAACAAGCGAUCGGGAGUAGGACCCAGCAAGUUCCACGGGUAUGCCUACGACGGCAUCUGGGUCAUCGCCAAGACGCUCCAGAGGGCUAUGGAGACACUGCAUGCCAGCAGCCGGCACCAGCGGAUCCAGGACUUCAACUACACGGACCACACGCUGGGCAAGAUCAUCCUCAAUGCCAUGAACGAGACCAACUUCUUCGGGGUCACGGGUCAAGUUGUAUUCCGGAACGGGGAGAGAAUGGGGACCAUUAAAUUUACUCAAUUUCAAGACAGCCGGGAGGUGAAGGUGGGAGAAUACAAUGCUGUGGCUGACACCCUGGAGAUCAUCAACGACACCAUUAGGUUCCAAGGGUCUGAACCACCAAAAGACAAGACCAUCAUCCUGGAGCAGCUUCGUAAGAUCUCCCUGCCUCUCUACAGCAUCCUCUCUGCCCUUACCAUCCUGGGAAUGAUCAUGGCCAGUGCGUUUCUCUUCUUCAACAUCAAGAAUCGGAAUCAGAAGCUGAUAAAGAUGUCGAGUCCAUAUAUGAACAACCUUAUCAUCCUGGGAGGAAUGCUUUCCUAUGCAUCCAUCUUUCUCUUUGGCCUUGAUGGGUCCUUUGUCUCUGAAAAGACUUUCGAAACCCUUUGCACCGUCAGGACCUGGAUUCUCACCGUGGGCUACACCACCGCCUUCGGGGCAAUGUUUGCAAAGACAUGGAGAGUCCACGCCAUCUUCAAAAAUGUGAAAAUGAAGAAGAAGAUCAUCAAGGACCAGAAACUGCUUGUGAUCGUCGGGGGCAUGCUGCUGAUUGACCUCUGCAUCCUGAUCUGCUGGCAGGCUGUAGACCCCCUGAGAAGGACGGUGGAGAGGUACAGCAUGGAGCCGGACCCAGCAGGACGGGACAUCUCCAUCCGGCCUCUCCUGGAGCACUGUGAAAACACCCACAUGACCAUCUGGCUUGGCAUCGUCUAUGCCUAUAAGGGGCUUCUCAUGUUGUUCGGUUGUUUCUUAGCUUGGGAGACCCGCAACGUCAGCAUCCCCGCGCUCAACGACAGCAAGUACAUCGGGAUGAGUGUCUACAACGUGGGGAUCAUGUGCAUCAUCGGGGCGGCCGUCUCCUUCCUGACCCGGGACCAGCCAAACGUGCAGUUCUGCAUCGUGGCCCUGGUCAUCAUCUUCUGCAGCACCAUCACCCUCUGCCUGGUGUUCGUGCCGAAGCUCAUCACUCUGAGAACAAACCCAGACGCAGCAACUCAGAACAGACGAUUCCAGUUCACUCAGAAUCAGAAGAAAGAAGAUUCUAAAACCUCCACCUCAGUCACCAGCGUGAACCAAGCAAGCACAUCCCGCCUAGAGGGCCUGCAGUCAGAAAACCAUCGCCUGCGAAUGAAGAUCACAGAGCUGGACAAAGACUUGGAAGAGGUCACCAUGCAGCUACAGGACACACCAGAAAAGACCACCUACAUUAAACAGAACCACUACCAAGAGCUCAAUGACAUCCUCAACCUGGGGAACUUCACCGAGGGCACAGAUGGGGGAAAGGCCAUUUUAAAAAAUCACCUCGAUCAAAAUCCCCAGCUACAGUGGAACACAACAGAGCCCUCUCGAACAUGCAAAGAUCCUAUAGAAGAUAUAAACUCCCCAGAACACAUCCAGCGCCGGCUGUCCCUCCAGCUCCCCAUCCUCCACCACGCCUACCUCCCGUCCAUUGGAGGCGUGGACGCCAGCUGUGUCAGCCCCUGCGUCAGCCCCACCGCCAGCCCCCGUCACAGACAUGUGCCACCCUCUUUCCGAGUUAUGGUCUCGGGCCUGUGA
This is a messenger RNA of Budorcas taxicolor (takin), 2826 nucleotides long. RefSeq names its product gamma-aminobutyric acid type B receptor subunit 2 (gene GABBR2). Gene Ontology annotation, molecular function: G protein-coupled GABA receptor activity. Bases 1 to 2826 code for a protein of 941 amino acids. Gene Ontology annotation, biological process: G protein-coupled receptor signaling pathway; gamma-aminobutyric acid signaling pathway. The record is from RefSeq and is a predicted model, not a curated record. NCBI's taxonomy places the organism in Eukaryota, Metazoa, Chordata, Mammalia, Artiodactyla, Bovidae. The transcript has 19 exons. Gene Ontology annotation, cellular component: membrane; G protein-coupled receptor heterodimeric complex.